Octodon degus (degu) is the source of this 1754-nucleotide messenger RNA. It is a transcript of the gene Bglap, whose product is annotated as bone gamma-carboxyglutamate protein. The coding region runs from base 1251 to 1718 and encodes 155 amino acids. Gene Ontology annotation, biological process: response to vitamin K; regulation of cellular response to insulin stimulus; regulation of bone mineralization. Gene Ontology annotation, molecular function: hydroxyapatite binding; structural constituent of bone; calcium ion binding. The record is from RefSeq and is a predicted model, not a curated record. Gene Ontology annotation, cellular component: extracellular region. The transcript is spliced from 3 exons. NCBI's taxonomy places the organism in Eukaryota, Metazoa, Chordata, Mammalia, Rodentia, Octodontidae.
GCCCUCUGGGUUAAUUCUGAGAUGGAAGUAAUGGCCUCAGUGUGUAAGGAGGGUACUGUAGGAAGAUGGAUGUCCUUGCUUUGAUCUCCAGCCAGGGGCCACACAAGCAGGGUGGUGUUCCCUGGGCUUUUCUUGGGAAGCCUCACCCUAACCCUGCAGGCAGAGGCCUGGUUAGGUCUGUCUGGGGACAAGAAGAUACCAGGUGGCGCCACUUAAGCUCCAGGCCCUCCAGCUGAGCCCAGGCUCCUUCCCCUCUGUUGACUCCCUCCCCCAGACUCCUUCCUCCCAGGCCACACUGUGACGAGAGCUUUGUUAUUUUUCAGGCUGGGCAGACAUUGAGUCCUGUGGGUGGCAUGUGAGUGGGGACACAGCCAGAUGGGAGAGACCAGUCCACCACCCACCUCCAAGUGAACCUGAGGUAGUGGCAGCACUCAGGCAUGGGAUGUUGCAAGCUGGGCUGCUCAGGCCUUCCCGUCCCCUACAGGAGGCUGGAGGCUGGAGCUUCAGGAGCUCUGUCUCCCUGUGGCCUCAGCUGUUAGGGCCACAGGAGUGGGGUCCUACUGCAGUGCCCACCCCCAUCCUGGUCCUGUAGACCUGGCACUUGUAGCCAUGUGCCUUGCCUGGGGACAGAGAAGCUGUCCUUAGAGCUUGCCCCCCGUCUGUUGCCCUGACCCUUCGGUUCCGGUGUGCACCCCUGAGCAGCCAGGCUCCCCUUUUCGUCCUGCUGGCAGAUGAGGACACUGCCAGCCUGGCCUUCAUGGGUUUGGCCCCUGCCCCCAGGGUACACAGUGCAAAUCACAGCCUGCGGAGACCCAGCUCUUUCAAACCUAUUUUAGACCUCAGCCCCCCUUCCUCUCUGGGCUCUUCCUAGAUUCCAACCAACAUUCAGGCUUUGGUUGGGGGUGUCCAGAGAAGACAGUAGGGGCUGGGGGAGAGACAGGCCUCCAAGAAGGGGUCUGGGCAGCGUCCAGAGGUUGGCAGUCUCAGAUUGCACCCACCUUCCUCCCUCAUCCGCCAAGGCCCAGCCCAGGCAGCCACAGCGCCCAGCCACAACAUCCUCUGGGCUUUGUCCCACAGAGCCAGGGUAGAUGACCCCCAAUUAGCCUUGGAAACUUUCCCUGUGUCCCGCCUGCCUGACCCCUGGGCAGCCACAGCCCCCUUACCUCAGGGGGUAUAAAUAGUGCUGGUGCUGGUAGGGACAGACUAGCUGAGUUGCUGCAGCAGCCCCAGUCACCACGCCCCCAGGCACCAUGAAGGCCCUCACACUGCUCACCCUGCUCGCUCUGGCUGUGCUCUGCCUGGCUGCCUGGACAGGUAAAUGUCCUCUCCUCUCCAGGGCAUGGCCCUGGGCUCUCCUGACCCUUCCCUCCUCCAAUCUCACUGCCUUCCUGAGGCUCAGUCCAUUCGUCCCCAGAUCUACCCAUGGAGGGAGAGGCAGGGGGAUGAGCAGGGUGAACUGGCUCCCUUUUUCUGCAGAUGCAAAGCACAGCGGUGCAGAGUCUGGCAAGCGUGCAGCCUUCUUGUCCAAGCAAGAAGGCAGCGAGGUGGUGAAGAGACUCCGGCGCUACCUGGACCAACCUGGUGUUGGAGCCCCCGCCCCUGCUCCAGAUCCCCUGGAGCCCCAGAGGGAGGUGUGUGAGCUCAACCCAGACUGUGACGAGCUGGCGGACCACAUUGGCUUCCAGGACGCCUAUCAGCGCUUCUAUGGCAGGGUCUAGGAUUCCUGCCCCGCCGACUGCCCACAGCCCCACCAA